AAAAAAAACUAAACGUCAAUUCGUCACGAAGACAAUCACGUAUAACACGAAUUUGCAAGUAGUGAGCAAAGUAAAUGAUGGGAAAGCAACUGGAGUGAAAUUGUUGUUUUUUACAGUGUUUUGUUACCAAUACUUGUGUGUUCAAUUUAUAUCAAGGUACAUUGCGUGAACAUUGUUGUGUAGGAAACCUACGUGAUUAUGUGUACAAUAUGCGCAGAGUGUUGAUUAUGAAUGACAUCUGUUAACAAAAGGAAAACAGAAAUAUAACGAAGUUAAUAAUCAUAUUCCAGAAUGAGUUCGACGGAGACCAUCAACGUGACCGCUCAGCCGAUCAUGGAGGUCGUCCAUGAUAAGUCGAUGUUCCUGCAGACGACUGCUGCCCAGGGUAUCGCCGGUAUUUUCGUGUGGGCCGCUUUAUUCAUUACUUGCCAACAGAUUUACCAGCACCUGCGCUGGUACACAAACCCAUCGGAGCAGCGUUGGAUAGUGCGCAUAUUGUUCAUCGUACCAAUAUACGGCUGCUACAGUUGGAUAUCGCUGCUCUUCUUCAAUGGAAACUCCUACUAUGUAUACUUCUUCACCGUUAGAGAUUGCUAUGAAGCGUUCGUGAUCUACAGUUUCCUGUCACUAUGCUACGAGUACCUCGGCGGAGAGGGCAACAUAAUGUCCGAACUGCGCGGUCGCCCCGUGCGUGCGUCCUGCGUCAACGGCACCUGCUGUCUCAGUGGCGCCACCUACACAAUCGGCUUCCUGCGGUUCUGCAAGCAGGCCACACUACAGUUCUGUCUGAUAAAGCCAGUCUGCGCUUUCAUUAUUAUAUUCCUGCAGUCUCGCGGCCUCUACCACGACGGUGACUGGAGCCCUGACGGCGGCUACAUCUACAUCACCAUCGUGUACAACUUCUCCGUCAGCUUGGCGCUGUACGGGCUGUUCCUGUUCCUGGGCGCCACUAGAGAGAUGCUCAAGCCCUUUGACCCCGUGCUCAAGUUCUUCACCGUCAAAUCUGUUAUUUUCCUCUCGUUCUGGCAAGGUGUCGCCUUAGCCAUCCUCGAGAAAGCCGAAGUGAUAUCCCCGAUCCACGACGCGAACGGUGUCCCAACCACGGCGGGUACCGUGUCCGCUGGCUACCAGAACUUCCUGAUCUGCCUGGAGAUGCUGGCGGCGGCGGUGGCGCUGCGCUACGCCUUCCCGGCCGCCGUGUACGCGCACGCGCAUCGCGACCCGCACCGCUCUGUCACCAUGCAGUCCAUCUCUAGCAGCUUGAAGGAGACAAUGAACCCCAAGGACAUAAUGACAGAUGCGUUCCACAAUUUCCACCCUCAGUACCAGCAAUACACGCAGUACAGCUCCGUGAUGCGCGGGGGCGCGGGCGCGGGCGGCGGCAAGCGCGGCGAGGAGGGCGCCGCCCUGGCGCCGCGCCCGCCGCCGCAGCGGGUCGCCACCAUCUCGCACGCCACUAACUACCACGAGAAGACCACGCUGCUCAGCUCCGACGACGAGUUCCAGUGAACCGACAACACCACACCACACGACAGUGUUAACUGCUAACACAAAAACCACCCCUAUCUCGACCCAAUAAGGUUGAUUACUGUAACUGUUAUUGAUACCACUGACGUGCGGUUAAAGCCAGCCCCAUGAGCAACCGUUUCUUGUUGUUAUUCGACUAAAAUGUCCUCUUUCUUGAAGUUUCAAGAGAUGAUGACGUUUGUUUACAAUAAAGAAACUUUUUGAGCCUAAGAUAGUUAAUGGAAAAAAUGCUGACAAGAGCGACAAGUGAGAGUUCAUAAACAACUAACAAUAGAAUUAAUUAAAAAAACAUAAUAAUGACUUAAUAAAUUAAAUAUUUAGGUAAACAGAUAUGCCUGAAAGCUAUUAAAUUUUAAGGAUCUCGAAUGCUUGACUUUAUAGUCUAUGGUAAUUGCUUAAUUCAUCGAUUUUUCAAAUGACAUUUCAGGUAACAAAGAAAAUAAUGAUGUGCUUAACAUUGUCGAAUAACAACAAACGCUACUGCUAAAAUGUUAAGGAAAAAGUUACCCGAAUAGAAAGGUUCAUUUUAAAAGAUAAAGAAUAUAUUUUUAUGUAUCACUUGGAGUCCUCUACUACUUUUAACAUAUAUGUCUAUAUAGUUAACAUGCCUGACCCAAAAUAGCGUAUCUACCUUUUUAGUUAUUUAUCACAACGGUGUUAUUUUCGGACGACUAUUUCCAGACCGAACAGAAUAUAAGCUGAUGCGAAUCGAACUCAAGUGUUGCCCGACUCGCGACAUCGCCCCGCCCGUCGUGAUAAAUAAUUACAAAUCCGAUCACAAACAAUAUAAAAAUAGCGUGUACCUUUGUUAACGAUUCAAAAAAAUAUUAAAAAUUAUAGAAAUAAACAAAAAGCUUUAUCAUUACUGGGUGUCAUAGCAUACUUAUAAUAAAAAUUACGAGAAAAUUAAUAUAAGUUUUAGUACCAACUAGUUUAUGUUGUUAGAUUUGUAUUAUUUAUUCAUUGGGUCAUCGCUUCUUGGGAUAUUGAAAUCUAUAUCUAGGAACAACAUCCGCAUACUAGGAUGACAGAUGUAUGCAGAUAUGAUGAGUUAAAAAUAAAGUCACCAGCCUUUAUCAUAGAGGUUUUAAUACGAUUCGACAUACCCGGCGACAAUGGCGCGAUAUAGGAUCAUAAGAUUGUAUAGUUAUGUAACAUAAGUAAAUGAAAUAGCAAAUGAUACAUUAUUAAAGUUUACAGGAAAAGAGGAAUUAUUAUUCUAUAGAUAGCUAUUAUUGUCUCGCUGUAAGGGUCGUUGAGUAAUUCCAUAGCACGUUUAGUUAUGAGUUUAAUUACAGUAGAAAUACCAUUGAGACACCUUCACAUAUCUGAUAAAACAAUGUUAUAAAUAUGUUACUUAAUUUAUUAUUGUCCUUUGGAUGUGCCUUUUCCAACUCCGCUUACCUACAAACAGCUUAACUCAAGCAUUUUGGAAAAUAUGUGGUAAUUUUGCUUUUAAUGUGUGCACAAAUUAAACAUUCCUUCUUGCCAAAUACCAAAGAUUCACUGCCAAAAAUAACCUAUUUUUGCGACUUAAAUUACGGUGUUGCUAGAAUUGUUAUUAAGUAUUGAUUUUUAGUUAGUAAAUGCUGGACGAUAAACUAUCGAAAUGAUCACAUAAAAAGCUAAAAUAAUGUACCUACCUACUGUAUGCAAAAAUUGCAUUAUGAAAACGAUAACACUCCUUUUCAUUCCGUCAUAAAAAUAAUUCUAUUUGAAUUUUUGACUAAAAUGGUCAGAAUGAUCUUGAUAAAGCAAAA
Messenger RNA from Trichoplusia ni (cabbage looper), 3287 nucleotides. It is a transcript of the gene Tmep, whose product is annotated as transmembrane protein 184B. Gene Ontology annotation, molecular function: transporter activity. The coding region runs from base 292 to 1509 and encodes 405 amino acids. The record is from RefSeq and is a predicted model, not a curated record. Gene Ontology annotation, biological process: transport. The transcript is spliced from 8 exons. Lineage: Eukaryota; Metazoa; Arthropoda; Insecta; Lepidoptera; Noctuidae.